UCGACAACUCGGCAGCAGUUCGAUAUGAAGACCCUUGUUUGCACCCUCGUUGUCCUCGCCUUCCUGGCCACUGCCAGCGCUGGCUACCACGGCGGCUAUGGUCACGGUUACGGCCACGGAGGCUACAGCCACGCCAUCACUCACCAUUACGACAACCAGAGAGCGCACUACGGCUACGGAGGAUACGGGCACGGCUAUGGAGGAUACGGAGGCUACGGCCGGGGCUACGGGGGAUACGGAGGCUACGGUUAUGGUCAUGGGUUCUACGGCUAGGUUGUUCCAUCAGUGACUUACAAGCGAAGCAUGAAUGAUGUGCGCGCGCAGAAUAAAAGUUUUCUCU
Dermacentor silvarum is the source of this 340-nucleotide messenger RNA. RefSeq names its product neuropeptide-like protein 31. Bases 25 to 273 code for a protein of 82 amino acids. Lineage: Eukaryota; Metazoa; Arthropoda; Arachnida; Ixodida; Ixodidae. The transcript is spliced from 2 exons. The record is from RefSeq and is a predicted model, not a curated record.